Messenger RNA from Macrobrachium nipponense, 1079 nucleotides. RefSeq lists its product as uncharacterized. The record is from RefSeq and is a predicted model, not a curated record. NCBI's taxonomy places the organism in Eukaryota, Metazoa, Arthropoda, Malacostraca, Decapoda, Palaemonidae. The transcript is spliced from 7 exons. Bases 241 to 936 code for a protein of 231 amino acids.
CAUUGGGGUCCCAAGGUCAAACAAGCUAUAGGCCACUCGGGCUGUAUAGAACGAAAACCCCUAUGAUCUAGUACACAAUAAGACAGUGUUGUGUUGUGACUCGGCGUUGCGGAAUUACUGUGUCUGUCCGUUCUUAUUUUUUUUAUUUAUCCCCGCUCUUUUCUGGAUACUGCUGCGAAGCACUGGCACCUGCAGGCUUUAGAGCUUGAUAACCGGGUGCCAGAAAGGCCACCUAGAACCAUGGAUACAUCUGAUAUUACUGUCUGGAAGAUCCACCUUACUUCGAUAAACAAGAAUAGUUGGGAGACUCAGCCCUACAUCUAUGAGCGUAGAUUUGUGGAAGAAUUACGUCCUGAGAUGAUCUGCCCGAGGAAAAUAGAGACGCCGCAUUUGAUUUUCGAAAGAUGCUGCUGCUUCAAACUGCGGACGGCUGUCUUAAUUGUAGCUUCACUGGAGAUUCUAGCUGCCUUUGGACUCCUGAUAAUGCACAUGAUGUUCACCACAGCCCAUAUCACGCACAUUAUGGGUCGCAACGAGGCGAAGGACUCCAGAGAUAGCAUGAAGGACCCUCAGGAGAAGGCACCGUCGUCUAUGGAGAAACGCCCGAGGGUUGAUAUCCCAAUAUUAGUUGGUCCAAUUCUCGGCGUGUGCACUCACAUCCUGAUCUACAUGGCAGUCUCAUCGAUACUGAUCCACGGAGUGAGGAAGAACCGAACUUCUUUGAUGCGCAUCUGGCUGUGGGUUCGAGCGGUCAACCUGCUGGACAUCCUAGUGGAGAGUAUUUACUACCUGCCGCUGUACAUCAUGGAGACCGUCGGGUACAUCACGCUCCUCGCAGUCAGCAUCGCGUCCAUUCUCAUCGUCCGGUCAUACGUCGUCAGAUUUUCUCAAAACGAAGAAUUCGUGCAGCUCGAGGAAGUUCCCGAGGACGCCUAGGAAGCUUUCGUAUUUGAGGGACUACAAUAUAUUUACCUACUGUGUUUUGAUUUAUUCUUGGACGAUAACUGAAUGCUACAUUUUUGGUAUUUAUACGCUAUGUAUGAUAGAUAAGCUUCAGUAAAUGAUGAUUAAAAAAUGAG